Molecule: messenger RNA, 886 nt
Organism: Rubroshorea leprosula
Lineage: Eukaryota; Viridiplantae; Streptophyta; Magnoliopsida; Malvales; Dipterocarpaceae
Source: the annotation of a GenBank genome assembly
UAUUUUUCAUACUGCUUCCAAAGUAUAGACAAACCUUCAUCUAUCCUUCUCCAACUCCUUUCCUUCCCAAAGCCAUGGCAUUGUCUAGUUUACUAGCUCUCUAGUAAAAUCCACGUAAGAGAAUAAAACCUUAGUCAAAAUUGUGGGUUUAUAUUUUAAUAGAUUUUUUUUUAACAAUUAAAGGUCGGUUAGUCCCAAGUAGACAUUGCGCUGCUCUAAUUGGUUUAAUACUGAGAUCAACUCGGCCCAACUCUAGUUUGAGGCUUCGAGUUUGGGCCGACACAAUUGGGUUCGAAAACAAAUGGCCGUCCCAUCCCAAGCUGUCGCAAUAAGUAUCUCGCCGGCCUGCCUGACCCUUCUUCACCUCUCGUAAAAUGGCCGGUCCGUUGGCAUGGACGGCGAGUAAAGUCGGAGGCCUUGGUAAUGGUGGCAAUGAGAGUAAGAUGACCGGAGAAUCCCAGUCGUGUUCACCCCCAGAGGCCAGAGCAGCAAAAUCUGGAAGAUCUGGUGAAUCUGUCAUUAAGUCCAUGGUGAAAGUUGAAGCUGGAAAAGACACUGAAGCUACAAGUUCAGCUAUACUAGACAAAUCAAUGGAAGAAACAGUGGAAGAUUUAUGGGUGAGAGGGGUGAAAAUUUGGGGCAAAGCUUUGAAGCUGGCCUCUCCAGGUACCUAACAACAUAGAAAUUCAUUUAAUGUGUGUUUAGGCUUACAAUCUGCCAUUUUUUGUUGAAUUAGCUGUCAGCAAUAUUCUUACUAGUUUUGUUGAUUGCUUUGGUAUUCUUCAUAUCUCUUCUUCCAAUACGAUAUCAAAUUCUGUUCUCUUCUUGGUUAAUCAUUCAUCUUCUGAAUUAAAGGAAGCCAAACAAUUAAAAUAUGUUAAUUAAA